AUGCCGAACACGAACACGUCCCUUUCUUCCCUGAUCGAAGACCAAGUCGUCCGAAAGCUUCCCGAAAGUCUUAUUCGAGAGCUUUCGCCAGCGUCAUACCGUUCGCAACGGAAGCACUACGCACUGCUUGGUAGUAGUAGCGACUCAACCGUCCAGCGGUUCCGGUGUAAUUUGUCCUGCAGCAGUAGCAGCAGUAGCAACAGCCGAUUGCGUUUUCCCGCCGCCAACAGUCGGUUGUCGGCACCGUUGUCGGCGCUCGAUGCUGUCUGGCCAGUGGCCAUUCCAACAACACACAGUAAUCUACCGUGCUGUUGUGAACAGCGACGCGUCUGCCAGCAUAGCGCCACGUGCCUCCCCCCGUCCGUCACCAUUUCGAAAGGCUUCGCUACAAAUGAAAACACGAAGCGACCCACCAUAGUCAUCUAUCCCACUGUGUCCCCGGAGACGGUGAUCAUACCGAUUGUGUCCUGCAUCAUUGGCUUCCCCAUCCUGGCGCUGCUGGUGAUAUGCUGCCUGCGGCGGCGGGCCAAGCUGGCGAGGGACCGGGACCGGCGCCGCAACAUCGACCUACAGGAUCACGCAGUCAGUCUGGUGCGAAUUAAUGCCAUACAUAGGUUCAAUUACAAUGCCCCGCGAGCUGUCAGUUUGUGUUCUGAGAGAAGUAUAAGCCACAGCAUACCCUCGCUGGAGCUGGACACGAUCCUUGAAGAGACGUUCUGUUCGGUGGAAGUGUAGCUGAAGGUCACGGCGUCUACACUGGCAUAAUGGUGUGGCUAACGUACACAUCUCCUCUUCUCCCCAAUCCACCCCUGUUUGGCUGUGUCCUUAGUGAAUGUGCAUUAUCACGCGGUUCUUCAUCCACAUACACCAACCACACCUUCCCGCCAAAACCAUCCAUUAAUAGUAUAACGAAAGUUGAAUAUGCUCAUCUUUCCAUGCGCCGGAUCUGACCGAUGGGAGCGUCGCUAGAGCCAUCGAAGCGAGAGCAUGCUCACACAGUGGGGCUCAUGCAGUCAGCGCCUCCCGUUUGCCGUCGCCAGCAUAUCAUCUAACGGCUUCAACCAUCCAGGGUAGCUGUAGUGUUUUUAGGGAUGAACAAAUAGAACUCAAUGUUUUUAGAAAGUUUACCCACUUCCAGCCACAUCCCUCAUAUCGCAACUGUGUACGAUGAUGGUGUAGUGCACAAUCACCAAGAUCUUCAUCCAUCCUGCAACGUGUAACAAUCCUCGAACGCUUUAAAAGUAAGACAACCGUGAGGUGUAGUGUUAGAUGGCUAGAAUAUAUUAGGCAAGCUAAUUGGGCGUAGCAUAUAUAACCGGCGUAUUACGGUGGUACCGGUGUAUAAGAACCACACUCUUUUUCCCCCCAUCUACCCCCUUAAACAGCCUUCUUCAAACAGCCUAGCUGAGAGUAGUGGUGUACUAGUAGAAGAAGUUAGGGCUCAGUAACACACAUACUCACACACAUACCGAAUCCUAACGACCUUACCUUUUCCAGAAACCCAGCUGUGAACGGUAUGGAAUGACUUUAUUCCAAACCUAAACUUUUGAAUGCUUUAAAAACUCAUCAAUACAUCUCGCUCCAUCAAAGUCCUCCAAAGUGGUAGAAUUAUAAUGGGUAGAUAUUUAUGUGAAGCUGUCCUGUCACUGCUGCUCCCGAUAGUAUCCUGACAAAACA
Messenger RNA from Anopheles coluzzii, 1677 nucleotides. RefSeq lists its product as uncharacterized. NCBI's taxonomy places the organism in Eukaryota, Metazoa, Arthropoda, Insecta, Diptera, Culicidae. The record is from RefSeq and is a predicted model, not a curated record. Bases 1 to 735 code for a protein of 244 amino acids. The transcript has 5 exons.